AUGACCUGGCCCUCGUCGUCGUCGGAACCGAUCCUACUGGACAUCAAAGGACCUUACGCGAUCAUUACCCUCAACCAACCGGCCAAGAAGAACGCGCUCGACCUCGUACUCUACAAGCGUCUCAGUACCCUCAUCCAGGUUAGUCCGUCAACCUGUUCAUGCCUGUUCAUCCCUUGUAUCGUAACGACCAGUCAGCGAGGACUCCGGAGUCUCGGCAAUCGCGGCAACCGGCGGCCCGCAGCGCGCAGCGGGGGCGAGGGGGGCGACGUGGACGAUGGCCGAGCUGAGACGUCUCGGCUUUAGCAACAGCAAGCUGCAGCGCCCGAGGCUGAUCAGCGCUGACAUUCACGCUGUGUUCAUCCUUUAGAGCGUCGAUGUGAAUCCAUCGGUUUACAUCACCGUCUUGACCGGUCGUGGUGACUUCUUCUCCGCUGGAGCUGAUGGUAAGUCGACUCGUCGCGCCUCCCCGGGUCCGAAUCGAGCGCGGCUGCCCGCUUCCGGUCUUGGGUGGGGGGCUCGGUCCCACCAGUUCCCGAAACUUGAUGCUCAUCGUGCCUUCUCGUCUGCACAGUCAAGCAAGCCCGAGCCCAAAUCGGUGAAGAGGACGUACGAGGCUCGACCCUCCGUCGCUUGACCGAGUCCAAUCUCGAUCUCGCUAGGGCUUUGUACCGCCAUAGCAAGAUUCUCGUCGCCGCGCUCAAUGGCCCUGCAAUUGGCUUGAGUGCGGCGUUGUUGGGGCAUUUCGAUUUCGUUUACGCUGUAAGUGCUUCGUACGAUGAUUGUGACGUCGGUUCGAGAGCGUGUAGCGUAUAUGAUGCUGUUCCUCCACUCGCUGCGUGGACGGUCAGGGGGCGGUGCGCGAUUUUGCAGAGCCGAGCGCACCCCAAGUGUUUUGGACGACCACGAGUUCUCGUUUUUUUUGGCCUUCGUUCCAAGCAUAAACUAAUCACCUCAUUUUUUCCCUCUUGACCAGGUCGAGAACGCCUACAUUCUGACUCCAUUUUCGGCGCUCUCACUUGUCGCCGAAGGCGGGUCGUCACUGUCGUUCCCCAGGCGUAUGGGCAUCGUCAAAGCCAAGUGAGUGAUGUUGGAUAAGGGAAUUAACUUACCACCGUGACCCAGAAGACUGAUGAGUGUGACUCUUUCUAAAGUGAGGCUCUCAUUCUCGGCAAGAAGCUCGGCGCUUCGGAGCUUCAACAGGUGGGUUUCAUGCGAUGGCGGAAUUGGAGUACGAACACUUCCUGUACUAACAACGCGACCAUGUAAAUUCCAGAAUGGCUUCUUCAACAAGGUAUGUUUCACAGGCAGAUCAGUCGUCCUCGGCAAGAGCUGACUUCUCACCCUCAAAACCUUACUCAGAUCUUCCCUCAAUCCUCCGACGCCGCGUUCGUGCAAUCACUCAUGACGUACCUCAAGGAAAAAUUCGCGACCUUGGACCUCGAUGCCUGCCUCAAGACGAAGCAAUUGAUCAAGCAGACCUUGCCCGAUCCGGACCCGAGCAACAUCCGGGAACUCUUCGCUGCGGCCGAGCAGUUCGCCUCUGGUCGACCCCAACAAAAAUUCGCCGAUAUCGCGGCGAAGAAGAUGCGUCAUAAGCUUUAG
Microbotryum saponariae is the source of this 1602-nucleotide messenger RNA. Lineage: Eukaryota; Fungi; Basidiomycota; Microbotryomycetes; Microbotryales; Microbotryaceae. The record is from the annotation of a GenBank genome assembly.